Messenger RNA from Meriones unguiculatus (Mongolian gerbil), 2816 nucleotides. RefSeq names its product zinc finger protein 689. NCBI's taxonomy places the organism in Eukaryota, Metazoa, Chordata, Mammalia, Rodentia, Muridae. The record is from RefSeq and is a predicted model, not a curated record. The transcript has 3 exons. Bases 324 to 1871 code for a protein of 515 amino acids. Gene Ontology annotation, biological process: regulation of DNA-templated transcription.
GAAGCCAUCUCGCAGCGCCAUUACACUUCAGGGCAGGGAGGUUAAGAAGCCGGCAUGGCGCUCGGGUCAAUAAAAUCGAUAGCUGGAACCUGCCCGUGGUCCAGGCAGCGGUGGUGCAGGAGCGGCGCCGCCAUCUUCCCCGAAGGCAUUUCCCGGUGCCUCUCACCCAAGUUGCAGCGGGAGUUUCCUGAAUAGCGGGGUGCUCUGUGCUGGGCCGCCAGGCCCCUCAGGCAGCCGAUUCACGAGUUUCCUCCGGGCCUUCCCGGCGGGGCUCCGAGGUCUGGGGGGGCGCGGCGCCCGGGGCAAGGCCGGGCGCAGGUCCCAUGGCUCCGCCUUCGGCUCCGCUCCCCGCGCGGGCACCCGGAGAGGCCGGGCCUACUCGGAGAAGGGGCAGGAGGCCAAGGGCCUUGAAGUUCGCGGACGUGGCCGUGUACUUCUCCUCGGAGGAGUGGGGGUGCCUGCGGCCCGCGCAGAGGACGCUGUACCGGGAUGUGAUGCGCGAGACCUACGGCCUCCUGGGCGCGCUCGCGUCUCCCGAGGCCAGCCCUCUGACUGGUUCUCCUUCCCCAGGAUGCGCAGGUCCCAAACCGGCCCUCAUCUCCUGGUUGGAACGAAAUACCGAUGAUUGGGAACCCGCAGCCCUAGAUCCGCAGGAGUACCGGAGAUGGGUAACAUUCCAGAGAAAAACCAGAACCAGGCAGAAGAACGAAGAGAAGGAAGUAUUCCCGCCCAAGGAAGCACCGCGGAAGGGGAAACGAGGGCGAAAGCCCAGCAAACCCCGGCUGAUUCCCAGGCAGACGUCCGGGGGCCCCAUCUGCCCCGACUGUGGGUGUACCUUCCCCGACCACCCGGCCCUGGAGAGCCACAAGUGUGCCCAGAACCUGAAGAAGCCCUACCCCUGCCCAGACUGUGGGCGCCGCUUCUCCUACCCAUCCCUGCUGGUCAGCCACCGGCGGGCACACUCGGGCGAGUGCCCUUACGUUUGUGACCAGUGUGGCAAGCGGUUUUCCCAGCGGAAGAACCUCUCCCAGCACCAGGUCAUACACACGGGCGAGAAACCCUACCACUGCCCCGACUGCGGCCGCUGCUUCCGAAGGAGCCGCUCCCUGGCCAACCACCGGACCACGCACACGGGCGAGAAGCCCCAUCCGUGCCCCAGCUGCGGGCGCCGCUUCGCCUACCCGUCCCUGCUCGCCAUCCACCAGCGGACGCACACGGGCGAGAAGCCCUACACCUGCCUGGAGUGCGGCCGCCGCUUCCGCCAGCGCACCGCCCUCGUCAUCCACCAGCGCAUCCACACCGGGGAGAAGCCGUACCCGUGCCCGGACUGCGAGCGGCGCUUCUCCUCCUCCUCCCGCCUGGUGAGCCACCGGCGGGUGCACUCCGGAGAGCGGCCGUACGCCUGCGAGCACUGCGAGGCCCGCUUCUCCCAGCGCAGCACGCUGCUCCAGCACCAGCUCCUGCACACGGGCGAGAAGCCCUACCCCUGCCCCGACUGCGGCCGCGCCUUCCGGAGGAGCGGCUCCCUGGCCAUCCACCGCAGCACCCACACGGAGGAGAAGCUGCACGCCUGCGGCGACUGCGGCCGCCGCUUCGCCUACCCGUCGCUGCUGGCCAGCCACCGGCGCGUGCACUCGGGCGAGCGGCCCUACGCCUGCGACCUCUGCUCCAAGCGCUUCGCCCAGUGGAGCCACCUGGCUCAGCACCAGCUCCUGCACACCGGGGAGAAGCCCUUCCCCUGCCUGGAGUGCGGCCGGUGCUUCCGCCAGCGGUGGUCCCUGGCCGUCCACAAGUGCAGCCCCAGCACCCCCACCAGCGGCCCCCCCAGGCCUGUCCUCGGAGGGCCCAGCCCGAGGAGCAGCGCGCUUUAGCGUGACGAAGACCGGGAGGCCGCCGCGGAGAAGCUGGCGGGGGUCCCACGGAGCAGGAGCGGAACUCUGGUCCCCUGCCGCACGCCCUGAAACGCCGCACCGCUGUCCUGCAGCGCGUCUGGACCAGUUAUCGGGAGAGACGGUGCCAUUCCAUUAAAGUUCUCCGAGCUAACCCGCCGUAAAGUAACGUGGGUGUGUUCUUCCCCCAGGCCAUGUUAGGGGCCGCCUCCUUAGUUUAGUGCGCACAGGUUACAUUCAUUCAUUCACAGGGGCAGAACCUUCCCUGCGCUGCCCCCUGUCUCCGUGCCACGUGGAAAACCUGGGUUUGGCUCCACGUUCGCGACACUCCUGCGGCCGGGCGAUAGGUCAUUGCUGGAAACGGACUGGAACUCACUACCUCACGUGCCGGGUCAUUUCCCUGUGACAUGGUGCUGAUUUUGAGAAGGCUGUGUACUGCGUUCUUUGUAAACCUGGUCUAGAGUACUCAGUGCUCACCCACAGGGUGCUCUUCACAAAAGCUAAUCACAACUCUUUUGUACCCAAGUUGGUCCCAUGUUUCUGUGUGUGUGUGGGGGGGGUGGUGUUCUUUCUGCCUCAAGUGGUCUCCAACCUGUGCGAGUCAGUGAUUUGCCCACCUCAGCCUUCUGAGGAAUGGGAGUGGGAGGCCGACGCCACAAGUGGCUCUGGUCAAUCGUUCUUAAAAAAAAAAAAUAGGUGUAUAUACAUAUUUUGAUAUUUAUUUUAUUUUAUGUGUUUGAAUGUUCUGCCUGCAUGUGUAUCUAUGCACCGUGUUUGGGCCUAGUACCCAAAGAAGGCCAGAUGAGGCCAUCAGAGCCCCCGGAGCUGGAGCUACAGAUGGUUGUGAGCCGCCAUGUGGGUGCUGGGAACCGAGCCCCACCCAGGUCCUCUGAAAGAGCAGCCAGUGCCCUUGGCCACUGGGCCAUC